AGAUACUUAGAGGGAUUUGACUCUCCUCUUAGUGUGCUCUGCCAAACUUCUCUCUGCUUCUUCUUUUGUCUGUGAAUCCUUCCCUUCCAGUCAUGUCGACCAGAACCAGUAUGUCCGUGAAAACUGUCAGGAGCAGCAUGAGUGGAGGCGGUGGCAGUUUCAGCAGUGGUGGUGUUGGUGGUGUUGGUGGUGCUAGUUUCAGCGCUGGUAGUUACAGCUCUGGUGGUGCUUUCAGAGCUGGAGGAGGAGGAGGAGGAAGAGUAUAUUCCUCAAGAUCUGCCAUUGUAUCCGCCAGGCCACUCAUAAGCAGUGGAAGUAGCUCAGUGAUUAGGACAAGCAUGGGUGGUGGUCUCGGCAGCGCUUAUGGCGGUAGUUUAGGUUUUGGUGGUAGUAGCUAUGGUGGUGGUAUUGCUGUGGGUGGAGGAUUGGCAAUGCCUCCUAUCACUAAUGUCACAGUCAACCAGAGCCUGCUGGCUCCCCUGAACCUCGAAAUCGACCCCAACAUCCAGCAUGUCCGUACCCAGGAGAAAGAGCAGAUCAAGACUCUCAACAACCGCUUUGCCAGCUUCAUUGACAAGGUACGCUUCCUGGAGCAGCAGAACAAAAUGCUGGAGACCAAGUGGAGCCUGCUGCAGGAACAGACCACCACCCGCUCCAACAUUGAUGGCAUGUUCGAGGCCUACAUCGCCAACCUGCGUAGACAGUUGGAUGGGCUUGGCAAUGAGAAAGUCAAGCUGGAGGGAGAGCUGAGGAACAUGCAGGUGCUGGUUGAGGACUUCAAGAACAAGUAUGAAGAUGAAAUCAACAAGCGUGCUAGUGUGGAGAAUGAGUUUGUGCUCCUCAAGAAGGAUGUAGAUGGUGCCUACAUGAACAAAGUUGAGCUCGAGGCCAAGGUUGAUGCCCUUCAGGAUGAGAUUAACUUCCUCAGAGCUGUCUAUGAGGCGGAACUGCGUGAGCUCCAGGGACAGAUCAAAGACACCUCAGUUAUUGUGGAGAUGGACAACAGCCGCAAUCUGGAUAUGGAUGCCAUUGUUGCUGAAGUCAAGGCUCAGUAUGAGGCGAUCGCAGCCCAGAGCCGCAGUGAAGCUGAAUCAUGGUACCAGCAGAAGUACCAAGAGAUGCAGACCAGUGCAGGUCAAGCCGGAGAAGACCUUCGCAACACCAAGAGUGAGAUUGCUGAGCUUAACCGCAUGAUUAGCCGCCUCCAGAAUGAGAUUGAGGCAGUCAAGGGACAGCGUGCCAACCUGGAGGCCCAGAUCGCCGAGGCUGAGGAGCGUGGUGAGCUGGCUGUGAAAGACGCCAAGGCCCGCAUUAGAGACUUGGAAGAGGCUCUGCAGAGAGCCAAACAGGACAUGGCCCGCCAGGUCCGCGAGUACCAAGAGCUCAUGAAUGUCAAACUGGCUCUGGACAUUGAGAUUGCUACCUACAAGAAGCUACUGGAAGGAGAGGAGUGCAGAAUUGCUUCUGGUGGUUCAUCUGCAACCAUCCACAUACAGAGCUCAAGCGGCGGCUAUGGUCUAAGCUCAGCAGGAGCUGGUGCCUAUGGUGGCGGAAUUGGAAUAAGCAGUGGCGGUGGCGGCAUGAUCAUGAAUGGCAGUGGCUUUGGCCUUGGAGGCGGCGACGGCAUUCAGUUGAGAAGCAGCAGCAGCAGCAGCAGCUUGAGGACAAGCGGUGGCAGCAUCCGUCGUUAUUAAAAACAUCUUAUUCCCUCAUUUUGUUCUCCUCCUCUUGACCCUUCUUUCUCAUACAAGCUUUCAUAAACCCCACCAGCUCAUUCAAAAACAUUUACAUCUCACCAUUGACAGCUGGCAAAUCCAUGCAUACAGCUCUCUUUGACUCUCUGUGUUACUGCUCUCAGCAUCACAUACCUACAGGGAGUCAGAAACAACAUUAGAAUACAAGUAGAGGCAGAGAGAUCAUUAGACCAGAAACAAAGAGCAACAGAGAUGUGAGUCAGUCCUCUUUUCCUUUGAUCAGUCAGCCUGGCUGCCUUUUGGUUGCUGGAUGUGCUGUUGUGCAGACAAGAGCAUACUUGUAGUGUCAUAACAGAGAAUCCUAACAAGGCAACAAUCAUUGUACACAAAAUGAUAACAGCAUUUCUUAGAUUUGCACAGAGGGGAUUCAACAUUUACGAAGCAUACAUGACUGGCAUAAAUAUACAGUAAAGUCCUCUUUUCUGCAAUAUCUCACAUGUGUCAUCUUGUUGUGCAUCUUGACAUCAUCAAAAGCAGCCACAUAUGUUCAUUAUUCAUUAUAGGGAUCCUCCUUCUCUUCUCCCAUUCUGAAAGAAAAUGAGUUACUCAAUAUAUACAUGGUUUUUGAUCCUGUUUUACUUUCCCACUCUGAAUAAAAAGGAACAUGGAUAAGGCUGACUGAGACCACCAGAUUUAUUGUGAAUUUGUACCAUCAAAAUGUCUGGAAUAAAUCUGACUUCAUAUUAA
This is a messenger RNA of Scatophagus argus, 2441 nucleotides long. Its product is annotated as keratin, type II cytoskeletal 8-like. Gene Ontology annotation, biological process: keratinization; intermediate filament organization. Lineage: Eukaryota; Metazoa; Chordata; Actinopteri; Scatophagidae. The record is from RefSeq and is a predicted model, not a curated record. Gene Ontology annotation, cellular component: keratin filament. The transcript has 9 exons. The coding region runs from base 93 to 1694 and encodes 533 amino acids. Gene Ontology annotation, molecular function: structural constituent of skin epidermis.